AGUCAUUUUUCUAUCGAGGCCCUCCAAAACUGGUGGGGCAAAAGUACCCUCAAAACGAGCGUUUUAGGGGGGAAGGAAGUAGGCAGCUGCCGCUGAUGUUUGCGGCCAAAGGAGAUGCCCAGUAUCAUGGUUCCAGAGGAUCCCAUCGCUAGCGCCACGCAAUGCUAUGCCAGCAGUCCCCGACGAGCGAAACCCAGUCCGACCAAGAGCACGCCGCGGCUGGAACUCCCGGUGCUCGCCCAUCCGGAGCCCGCGGCCGCGCUGAGUUGCGUGCCUACCCCGGGGCUCGGCCCACCGGGCACCAUCCUGUUGGCACCAUCUAGGAACUCCGCGAACGACCUGGAUCUGCCGAUGAUCGACCAGAUUUGUCGUUCCAGCUUUCAAGUGCAGAAGGCGUUGCAGCGCUGGCAGCGCGACGCCUUGGCGGCGCAUCGCUUGCAGUGGGAGCGGCAGCUGCGGCACCGCGCGCGCUGCCGGGCGCAGGUCUGGCGGGAGAGGACCAGGGUGCAGCAGGAGCAGAGCAUGGCUUCCCCGCAGGCUGAGGAGCAAGGCGAGGUGAUCUCCGUGGUGUCGCCCAGCGAAGAGAGCCCCACAGGCGCCCGCCUUGCCGCGCCGAGCGCCAGCUCCGGAGCUGGCGAGGCGCUGCGGCCGCAGGGGUCGCCGCGGGCGACGCGGCGGGUGACGCAGCGGCCGGACGUGGCCAGGCUGGCCAAGAUCAAGAAGGCUACGCCUAAGGCGAAGCCGGAGCGCUUGCGGGGGCUGCUGAAGCGCCGCCAAGAGCGACGGGGGGAGCGGCUGAUCCUGGCGCGGCAGGCCACGCAGGCCUUAAACGUCGAGGAGCGGGAGAUGCUUCAGCAGGUGUUUGAGCUGAACUCCCACACCAAAGAGGACUUGCUUUUGGGCUUGGAGAUCCAGCGUGCUGUGGUGGAGGCUGGGCUGGCGGGCCACGAUGCCCAGGAGCGACGGCAGGUGGCCUGGGCCUGCCGACCGCCCGCCGCCUGGCAGGACGAAGGGAUCAGCUUUGAGGAGUUUGCUGGCAAGGUGAUUCCCACGUGCCGACAGACGUUGAUUCAACUGCGGCAGGAGAAGAUGCAGAAGGUCCUCGCCAGCGUGCCAAGGGAAUGGACAGGCCGCCUCCCGCGCAGCCGCCUCUACGAAGCGGCGCGCCGGGUGCUUCCGCUGGACUUCCCGGAGAUUGGCGACGAGGUGGAGGACCAGCCCCCUGCCUUGACUGAACUGGUGACCACGGAUGGUGAGAGCUUCUCUAUCUCGGUCUUUGCGUCUGAGCUCCAGAAGUUUUCGGAGGACUGGUACCGCAGCCAAGCGCAACAACGCCGUGAAAUCCAGCAGCUUUGGUCGCUCGACCAGGAGACCUUCGUUGCCAGUGGAGCUGAUCUACCUCACUUGGACAUGAUCUUCCGCCGUGUGGCGGGCUUCAAGGGCUUCCUGGCGCGCGACGAGGCGGAGGUGCUCUUCGAUGAGCUUGGGGUUGUACCGCAAUCCUUGAUGCAGAAGCGGAAGACGUUGGGCUUUCUCAACGAGCAGUCGAAGUACGACUUCCCUUCCUUCGUGAAGUUGGUGGAUAAGAUCCGCUGGCUGAUCGUGUCGCAGGAGGAUCGGCAGUUGCACUCCACCUUCAUGCGCAUGGCUUCCGAAAAUG
Messenger RNA from Durusdinium trenchii, 1660 nucleotides. The record is from the annotation of a GenBank genome assembly. NCBI's taxonomy places the organism in Eukaryota, Dinophyceae, Suessiales, Symbiodiniaceae.